AUGCAGCACUAUGCCACCUACCUGCAAUCCUUCGAUUACGAAAUACGGUUUCGGAAGUCGGCGAGCCAUGCCAAUGCGGAUGCGCUCUCCCGAAUCCCGCUGAAGCUGGCGGAUGCAGACAACGUCAUCGAAGAGUCGGACUUAGUGGAACUGCACCAAAUCGAAACCCUUCCACUUACUGCUGCGGAGUUGGCACAAGCAACUGCUGAGGAUUCCUCUGUGAAGAAGCUGAUACAAGGAGUCCGGUUCGGAAUCGACCAGAGCGAGUUUGCAAUGCAAAAAGGCUGUCUGCUGCGUGGUAUACGAGUGUACGUGCCGCCGUCUCUUCGGAAGCGAGUCCUUGCGGAGCUGCACUCUACGCACUUCGGAGCAACGCGAACCAAGUCACUGGCAAGAGGCUAUUGCUGGUGGAAUGGAAUGGACAGUGCUAUUGAGGAGAUGAUCGCCAAUUGUGUUGAAUGCCAGUCGGUGAGGCGUGAAAUAACGAAGAUGCCGUUACACUGCUGGGAAGCUCCUACUGCGCCGUUCCAAAGGGUCCAUGUGGACUUUGCGGGACCAUUCAUGGACACAUACUUUUUCAUUUUGGUCGAUGCCUUUACCAAGUGGCCGGAGGUGCGAGUAUGUAGUUCAAUCACUGCUGACAGUACUAUCCGGAUGUGUCGUGAGAUGUUCAGCACUUUUGGAGUACCGUCGGUGCUCGUCAGCGAUCACGGUGUCCAAUUUACGUCCGAACAAUUUCAACAAUUCCUGCGAAUGAAUGGCAUCGUGCAUAAGAUGGGAGCGCCCUACCAUCCUGCUACAAACGGGCAAGCGGAGCGGUAUGUGCAGACUCUGAAACAGAAGCUGAAGUCGCUGAAAUGUACGAAGGCACAGCUGAACGUCGAACUCUGCAACAUAUUGCUAACAUACCGGAAGAUGAUACAUCCUGCCACCGGUCAAUCACCUGCGAUGAUGAUGUUUGGUCGGCAGAUACGAUCGAGAAUUGACCUGAUGCUACCGAAGAACGAAGUCGUGGAUUCGAAGAACCAUACAGUGCGAGAGUUCAAGGAUGGCGAUCGUAGUGGGCUGAUUUCCGUGAAAGUGCUGACGUCGAAUGGUCUCCAUGUGGUGUUCCGGAAGAAUGAUUGCGAGAUCGUGAAUGCAGCCGGUGAAGUGACUGUGAAGGGAGAUCGCCGAGGCAGUUUGUACCAACUGAGGACGGCCGAGCAUGCGCUGAAAGUAGUUGGAAGGAGCAACGGGAACCGUCGGUUAUGGGCCCAGGCCCAGGGACGCCCUGGUGGUGGUUCGGGAAGCGAGGAGACCAAGAUGCGGUACCAUCCAACAUCCGAUGAGGUUUCUAGAUGCGAUGAGGCCUGGUGCCAAUAG
This is a messenger RNA of Aedes albopictus (Asian tiger mosquito), 1365 nucleotides long. RefSeq lists its product as uncharacterized. Lineage: Eukaryota; Metazoa; Arthropoda; Insecta; Diptera; Culicidae. The transcript is spliced from 3 exons. Gene Ontology annotation, molecular function: nucleic acid binding. Gene Ontology annotation, biological process: DNA integration. The coding region runs from base 1 to 1365 and encodes 454 amino acids. The record is from RefSeq and is a predicted model, not a curated record.